UCUUCUAAUUGUUAGUUGUGAGAAGAAGAGAGGAAAAGUGAGAGAGAGGAAGGAAAACAAGAGGCCAUAGGUUUGCAAUCAGCAAGGAAGAAGAGCAUCAAGGAGACCACAAAUCACAUUGGGGAGGCCAUAGGCUUGCAUUGAGAGCAUCAAGGAGUCCAAAGCAAGACUUCUCAACUCAUUUGAAAGAGCAGCCUUCACGUUUAAAAAACAUUCAUUUUUCACAAUGCCUAAAAAGGAUGAGGCUUGGAAAUAUACUGAAGACUUUAUUGGCAGACAAAAAAAUCAAACAAAAUGUUUUUUUUGUAAAGAAAUUAAUUUUGGUGGCAUCAAUAGAUUUAAAUACCAUAUUGCCGGCAUACCUGGCCAUGAUAUUGAGGUAUGCAAAUUACAAACUCCUGAGGCAAAACGUUUCUGUUAUGUCCAAUUAGAAACACAUGAACAAGAAAAGUUAACUAAGAAGAGGCAAUUGGAAGAGUUAAGUGCUAUUGGCUCCCAUGCACCCACAUCCGCAUCUGCAUCCGCAUCCGCAUCCGCAUCCACAUCCGUAGGCUGUGUUGGAGAGGGUUCUUCCAUGCCUCCCUUUCACCCUAGUGCUUUUGCUAGUGCUAGUGCUUCUGCUAGUGCUAGUGCUUCUACUUCUACUCCUCCUGGUGGCACUAUUACCUUUGGCCCUAGAGUUCGGAAAUCCAGGUUGGAUAGUUAUUUUGUGCCGCGUAGUACUCCUGGGGCACAACCCUCGCUUGAGGGUAUGGGUUGGAACAAGGAGGUUCAUGAUGCUGCAAGAAAACAAAUUUGCAAGUUUUGGUACUUUUGCAACAUUCCAUUUAUUGCAGCCAGGUCUCCUUAUUGGCAAGGCAUGGUAGAUUCCAUAACCAUUUGUGGUGCGGGGUUUAAAGCCCCUACCGAUGCUGAGUUAAGUGGCCCCCUCUUGUUACAAAUGGUUGAGGAUAUGAAAGUUGAGCUAGAGGACCACCGACAGUCUUGGAGCCAAAAGGGUUGCACCAUCAUGACAGAUGGUUGGACGGAUAGGAGGAAUAGAACACUCCUAAAUUUUCUUGUUUCCUGCGGAGGAUCUACCAUGUUCUUGAAAUCUAUUGAUGCUUCCUCACAUGUGAAAAAUGCCACAUACUUAUGUGAGGCUAUUGAGGAAGUCAUACAAGAGGUGGGGGAAGAAAAUGUGGUGCAGGUGGUGACAGAUAAUGCAGCAAGUUAUGUUGCUGCAGGUAAACUUUUGAUGGAGAGGCACCCGAAAAUUUUUUGGUCUCCUUGUGCGGCCCAUUGCCUUGACCUCAUGUUGGAGGAUAUUGGUAAGCUUGAAUGGGUGAAAUCAAUAGUUGAAAGGGCCAAAAAUAUCAGCAUGUUUAUCUACAAUCAUGCAUUGGUCCUUAGCAUUAUGAGGCAAUACAGGGGGCAAAAGGAGUUGGCUCGUCCAGGCAUCACAAGGUUUGCCUCAAACUUCCUCACACUGAAAUCCUUGAUAAAAUCAAAGGCGGCUUUGAGGCGUAUGUUUGUUGGUGAGGAGUGGACUUCCUCAUCCUAUGCUACAACCAAUGCAGGGAUAGAUGUGGUAAAUUGCAUUUUUGAUGAGUCAGGUUUUUGGACCCCCUGUGGAGAAACCGUGCAGGUAAAUUUAUUACAAUUUAACAUUUAGUAUCUACUAUCUAGUAUCUACUAUUUAGUAAUUUAAUUUUAAUUUAUUAACAAUUUAACUUUGCAAUUUUUCUUUUUUUUUAAUUUAAUUUGUGACUUAAUUGUUUUUGUUUAACAUUAUGUGUAGGUCACUGAGGCCCUCGUAGUUCUCCUACGAGUUGUUGAUGGGGAGAAGCCCUCUAUGGGCUAUAUAUAUGAGGGUAUGGAUAGGGCCAAGGAGGCCAUUAGGUCCAUAUAUGCAGGAGAUGAGGAUAAGUAUGGCCCCAUUUGGGAGAUUAUUGAUAGGAGAUGGCAGAACCAGCUUCACAGGCCCAUCCAUGCAGCAGCCUAUUACCUCAAUCCGGCAUUUCGAUUCCGUGAUGACUUCAAGGCAGAUGAGGAGGUUCUUAGUGGCCUGUAUACAGUGGUUCAAAAGUUGUGUACUGAUGGCACAGCCUCAAGAACAACGCUCCAGCUGGAUAAAUAUAAUAAUCGAGAAGGGGCAAUCUUCUCAAGCAGCAUGUGCAUAGAGGCUCGAACACAAUUGCAGCCAGAUAGAUGGUGGCAAAUGUUUGGGCCCUCAACCCCAAACCUUCAAAAAAUUGCCAUCCGUAUUUUGAGCCAGCCAUGCAGCGCUUCUGGAUGUGAGCGCAAUUGGUCAAUGUUCGAGCACAUCCAUUCGAAGAGGCGUAAUAGAUUGUCUGUGGAGAGGUUGAAUGAUCUUGUUUUUGUUCAUUACAACCUCCGUCUUAGGACCAGACAGAUUUUGGACACUGACUCCUCUCCGAUCACUUUAGCGGAGAUCGAUCCAGAGUCUGAGUGGAUCACUGAGUCUACCGAUCCCGUCUUCACUGAGGAGGACCAUGAGUGGGUUGACCAGGCAGACAGAGAGGCUGAGGCUGUGGCUAUGGCAGAGGAGGAGGAUAGAGCACGAUCCGGCACAGGCACCUCACAGGCGGAGACUAUGGCUUCUCAGUCAUCCAGGACCUACCUUAGACGCAUUUGUAGGAGGCAGACAGACUACUCUGAGGCUCAGGAUGAGCUAGAGCCUGAGCCAUAGACUUGUUUUUGUUUACAGUUAUAUAUAUGUUUGGGAACAUUUGAUGUCAUGGAUUUUAUAUACAUUUGACAACAUUUAUAACUCUAUAUAUCUAUGUUUUCUAUUUCCUUCA
Cryptomeria japonica (Japanese cedar) is the source of this 2804-nucleotide messenger RNA. RefSeq lists its product as uncharacterized. The record is from RefSeq and is a predicted model, not a curated record. The coding region runs from base 227 to 1654 and encodes 475 amino acids. NCBI's taxonomy places the organism in Eukaryota, Viridiplantae, Streptophyta, Pinopsida, Cupressales, Cupressaceae. The transcript has 6 exons.